Molecule: messenger RNA, 1724 nt
Organism: Oryza brachyantha (malo sina)
Lineage: Eukaryota; Viridiplantae; Streptophyta; Magnoliopsida; Poales; Poaceae
Product: elongation factor 1-alpha-like
Exons: 3
Coding region: 109-1452 (447 amino acids)
Biological process (GO): translational elongation; translation
Molecular function (GO): GTPase activity; GTP binding; translation elongation factor activity
Source: RefSeq, a predicted model, not a curated record
AUAAAGGGCACAACGCUCUCCGCCUCUCCGUCCUCUCCCUCCAUUCACCGCCGCCGCUGCCUUCCGAAUCCCCUCUUCUUCUCCGAGUUUUGAUCACUACCUGCAGCCAUGGGUAAGGAGAAGACGCACAUCAACAUUGUGGUCAUUGGCCAUGUCGACUCCGGCAAGUCGACCACCACCGGCCACCUGAUCUACAAGCUUGGAGGCAUCGACAAGCGGGUGAUCGAGAGGUUCGAGAAGGAGGCCGCUGAGAUGAACAAGAGGUCGUUCAAGUACGCGUGGGUGCUUGACAAGCUGAAGGCGGAGCGUGAGCGCGGUAUCACCAUCGACAUUGCCCUGUGGAAGUUCGAGACCACCAAGUACUACUGCACGGUCAUCGAUGCCCCCGGACACCGUGACUUCAUCAAGAACAUGAUUACUGGUACCUCCCAGGCUGACUGUGCCGUGCUCAUCAUUGACUCCACCACUGGUGGUUUUGAGGCUGGUAUCUCCAAGGAUGGCCAGACCCGUGAGCAUGCCCUUCUUGCUUUCACUCUUGGAGUGAAGCAGAUGAUCUGCUGCUGCAACAAGAUGGAUGCCACCACUCCCAAGUACUCCAAGGCCCGUUAUGAUGAAAUUGUGAAGGAAGUCUCUUCAUACCUGAAGAAGGUCGGCUACAACCCUGACAAAAUCCCCUUCGUUCCCAUCUCUGGUUUCGAGGGUGACAAUAUGAUUGAGAGGUCCACCAACCUUGACUGGUACAAGGGCCCAACCCUCCUGGAGGCUCUUGACCAGAUCAACGAGCCCAAGAGGCCGUCCGACAAGCCCCUGCGUCUUCCCCUUCAGGAUGUGUACAAGAUUGGUGGUAUUGGAACUGUGCCUGUGGGUCGUGUUGAGACUGGUAUCCUCAAGCCUGGUAUGGUUGUCACUUUUGGUCCCAGCGGCUUGACCACUGAGGUUAAGUCUGUUGAGAUGCACCAUGAGGCUCUCCAGGAGGCCCUUCCUGGUGACAACGUUGGGUUCAACGUCAAGAACGUUGCAGUCAAGGAUCUGAAGCGUGGUUAUGUAGCUUCCAACUCCAAGGAUGACCCUGCCAAGGAAGCUGCCAGCUUCACCUCCCAGGUCAUCAUCAUGAACCACCCUGGGCAGAUCGGCAAUGGCUACGCCCCAGUGCUGGACUGCCACACCUCCCACAUUGCUGUGAAGUUCGCUGAGCUGGUGACCAAGAUUGACAGACGAUCUGGUAAGGAGCUGGAGAAGGAGCCCAAGUUCCUGAAGAACGGUGAUGCUGGUAUGGUGAAGAUGAUUCCCACCAAGCCCAUGGUGGUGGAGACCUUCUCUGAGUACCCUCCUCUUGGCCGUUUCGCCGUCCGUGACAUGAGGCAGACGGUUGCUGUUGGUGUCAUCAAGAACGUGGAGAAGAAGGACCCAACCGGUGCCAAGGUCACCAAGGCUGCUGCCAAGAAGAAAUGAGAUGCUUGAUGGUUGAACGCAUGUCCGCUUCUCGGAUAUUUAGUAGAUGUGUCUUGUGGUAAGUUUUGGCCAUUGAACUUGCAGGUUUAACAGUUUUUCAGCUGUUGGUACUGCCGGUGAUGCAACCUGUUGCCUAUCGUUAAAAUACCUUUUAAUUUCGGCUUAUGCCAUUCUGGAUGCUUUAAGAGACUAAUUUGUGCCAAUUGUUGGCUGUUGGAUGCUGAGUCCGUACUAUUUUAAAGCAAUGUUUGGAAAGUAUCAAAUGUUUUUAA